Molecule: messenger RNA, 2412 nt
Organism: Pyrus x bretschneideri (Chinese white pear)
Lineage: Eukaryota; Viridiplantae; Streptophyta; Magnoliopsida; Rosales; Rosaceae
Product: arginyl-tRNA--protein transferase 2
Biological process (GO): protein arginylation
Cellular component (GO): cytoplasm
Molecular function (GO): arginyl-tRNA--protein transferase activity
Source: RefSeq, a predicted model, not a curated record
AAAAGUUAGACACACAAAUGAAGUAAAGAAUUAAAGCCCAAUUGAAAAUCGCCCGGCGAGAUCAAUAGAGAAGAAGGGAGGGUCGUUGUACUCGUAUAGCUGGUUAGCCGCGCGCCACGACGUCGUUUGGAAGCUAAAACGCGGUCCAGAACCUCCGAUGCAGAGGCGGAGCUGAGAGGAGAGAGAGGAUCCAAUCGGAAAAUGGCAGGGAAGUUGAAGAAGGGCGAGGCGAGCAGUAGCAGCAGAAGCGGCGGCGGCGGCGGCAGUAACCACAGAGGGGAAAGCGUGGUGGUGGAUUACGGCGAAAACAAAAGCUCCUGCGGCUACUGCAAAUCCCCUGCUCGCACCAGUAUCGCUCACGGUUUGUGGGCACAUAGCAUUACGAUUGAUGACUACCAAGAUCUUCUUGACCGGGGUUGGAGGCGAUCUGGUUGUUUCCUUUACAAACCUGACAUGGAAAGAACAUGCUGCCCUGCUUAUACUAUUCGUCUGAGAGCAGGCGAUUUUGUUCCUUCCAAAGAGCAAGCGCGGGUGUCUAGACGAAUGCAAAGGUACUUAGAUGGUACCUUGGAAUGUAAGAAACCAGGGGAGUGUAUAGAGAAUCCAAAUGCCUCUAAGGACACACGCAGCCAUACCCAUCCCAAAGUUUCAAGCUCAGCUGCGAAAGAAUCCUGUUCCAAUAACAAUGAAGAGAAGGGUGGGGAAGAAAAGAUUAUGCAUUACUUAUCAGAUCAAGUUGAUAAUGCCGUUCGUGGUUGCUCUGAAAAUGGGGAAUUCCCUGACAUUCAAUUUCCAAAAGCUAUUGUUAAAAAGGUUUUACAAGCCAAAAGAAAGCUAUUGGUUGAAGGAUCCGAAGAUCUCUUAUACUCUAGCAAUUUUGCAUUCCAAAUAGCGGCUACUAUAAGGAGGUCGUUACCAGGUGAGAAUGACGUCCACCGGGGAAGAUUGUCGACGCAUAUUACAGAUGAAAAAGGGCCAUCUCCAAAACUUAUUGCUGAAAAGCUAGAGUGUUACUUGAAUCAGUUGGCAAAAACAUCUGGUCUGUUAGUCAGGGCUUGCAAUGGACAUUUAAAUUUUUAUUCUGCCACAAAACAAGCUUCCUUAUACGAAAGUGCUCAAACUGUUAACAUCUCUAAAGGAUCUGCUGCCGGGUCUGAAAGUAAAGGGUGCGGUGUGACACAUAGCUCUCAAAAUGCUCCGGUAAAGAGGCGUAGGCUUGAGAUUCAUUUGAGAAGGUCCAGUUUUGAUUCAGAAGAGUAUGCUUUAUAUAGACGGUAUCAAAUAGCGGUGCAUAAUGAUUCCCCUGAGCAUGUUACUGAAAGCUCGUAUAAGAGGUUCCUGGUUGAUACUCCCUUAAAUUAUGUGCCUCCAAAAGGAGAUGGAACAGUUCCACCUUGUGGCUUUGGUUCUUUCCAUCAGCAAUAUGUUGUUGAUGGCAAGCUUGUUGCAGUUGGUGUUAUAGAUAUCCUCCCUAGAUGUUUGUCAAGUAAAUACUUAUUUUGGGACCCAGAUUUUGCCUUCCUAUCACCUGGAAAGUAUUCAGCACUGCAAGAAAUAAAUUGGGUGAAAGAAAAUCAAGCCCAUUGCUCUACUCUCCAGUAUUAUUAUCUCGGUUACUACAUUCACUCUUGCAGUAAGAUGAGAUACAAAGCAGCAUAUAGCCCAUCUGAGUUACUCUGUCCGCUCCGUUACCAGUGGAUUCCUUUUCAUAUUGCCAGGCCUUUGCUUGAUAAAAAGCGGUAUGCUGUUCUGUCGGAUGUUUCCGUCUCACAAGAUAGAGAGUCCUUGCCACCCCAUGUUUCUGAAGAAGUCAUGGAAGUGCAACAUGACGACAUUGGGAAAGAAGACACUAAUGAUUUUCCUAUGUAUGAUGAUGAAGUAGCAAUUGACUUUGAAUAUGAAAGCUCAGACAACGAACAAAAUCUGGUAUCUGUUGAUGUGGAAGAUGGAAAUAUCGGUAACAUUUUAAUCGGGUUGAAUGGAUCUCGUGUGAGAUUCAAGGAUAUAAAGUUCGCUUUUGGUUCUUCAGAAAGGAGUUACUUGGAGUUCCAGCUGCACCGAUAUAUGAGAGUUGUAGGUGAAGAGCUGGCUGAGCGAAUGGUUUAUUCACUCGAGUGAUUUGGUCGUUCUCGUGACCCUUCGAUUGAUUUCAUCAUAAAUGAAAGAUUUGCACAUUGUAACCGGAGCCGACUUUUCUGCCUGAACCAACCACCUGGCCAUUUUGCCCGGGGGCUAAACCGGUAAGCCAAUGCCGAGUAGUUUGGUUCCGGCACUUGUUUGCUGUUCCAACCGGCUAUGUUCAAUAUCCGACAGACCCUUCCUCGAAUGCAUCUUGCAGUUUACAUGUUUUUCUUGAUGUCAAGUUAUAUCUAUUUAAAUUGGUAAAUUUAUAAGAGUUGCCCAAAUGCAUAA